Mesorhabditis spiculigera is the source of this 561-nucleotide messenger RNA. The record is from the annotation of a GenBank genome assembly. Lineage: Eukaryota; Metazoa; Nematoda; Chromadorea; Rhabditida; Rhabditidae.
AUGUUCUCCAAGGCAUUCAUCGCGUUUGCCGUACUUCUCGGCCUGGUCAGCGCCGCUUCUCAAGUCUACAACAUUGACAAGUUUUCCCAAGAGGCUCGACGUUUCCGUCGAUUCGUGUGCGAAAAUCAAGUGAUCCCCUUUCUAGGCGUGGCUUGUGGCGCGAGGAAGAAUGUGCGUCGCACGGAUAUCAAGGCGGUUUUGGACACGACCGGCGCUGGAACACUCUCCUUCUAUGGGCUGAACAACGCGGAUACUCUGGACGCCGCCAUCUCGGAUAAAGCCAACAUUCCGCUGGUUUCCAAGCUGACCAGCGGCUCCACGUCCGUCAGUGUCAAGACCUAUUUGAAGGUGCAACGACGGGAAAACCUGGUCGACGAAGAAGGACGGCCCGACGACCGCUUCUACCUCCACCGUGCCAACGACCGCUGCCGGAAAAAGUUUCAUUAUCUCACCACAGUUGUGAAGGCUGGGAACUUCAGACGAAUACCUGAUGUCUUUAUGAGCGCCAUGUCGCAAGUUGAGAUUAAAAUACUACAUCGACUAUGGCAUAAAUGCACUCUG